AUGGACGACCCAUCACACCCAGAGCAGAAUCCUCAGAUUCCAGGGAGUCUUCCCCAACCCCCAGAGCAGCCUCAGUCGAUAUCACAGACAUACAAAGCAUUGACCUUGGAGAUGGUCUUGUCUUCGCAAUCCCAGGACCAUCCACUCCCCCAGGCAUCGCAGACCUCCCUUCCAUUAGAAGAGAAGAAGGAGGGAAUGUGGACGAGGGUGAAGAAGGCGAUGACGGCUUCACAGAGUUCGAAAGGAUCUGGAUCCAAAAUCUCCUCGACGGCAUCACGACAGAAGAAAGGGAUGACCCCUAUACAAGAAGUGAGUAUCUCAACGCAGUCGCAGACACAAGAGAGUACUUCUGUGGAGAUGACCUUGCGGAGGAUAGCGGAGAACUUGGCCUUGGGGCCUCCACCGCAACUACCACCGGUCCAGCUGCCACAGACCCCUAUGAUGGAAGAAUUGCGCCAGGUGGCAGAAGAGAGUGGCAGGGGAUCCCUGUGGUGUGGUACCCCCACACAAGUUGGGUCUUCACCCGGGAAGAAACUCCUGUGGCCAGAGUAUCAGCCCAAACCCCAGGGCCCGAGGACACCCCCAUUCCAUGGACCAUUACCCUUCCCGCUGAAAUGGAGCAGCGUAUCUGGGACACCAUUGAGUCAUACAACCUGGAUACUCACCCCGAUACUGCUGGUGGAAGUGCCUCCGCCGACGAACUCUCCGGAGUCCCUGCUUUCACCCCGUCAGUUGCACCAAGAGCGUUCACCGCUCCUGUCCCCUUCAAUCAGUGACCAUGGACUGAUGAGUACAAUGCGCUCGUCGAGUCCAACUUCGACCUUCGAGCUGCCCAGAUCACCCCAGAAGGAGCAACCCAAAUGGACAGAGCAAGAACGAACAGCACACGCACCCAAAAUACCGAGCGGAGGGCCAUACGAGAUCUCGAGUACCUCCCCCUCGAGCCAGACACCACGGAUGACGAGGCACAAAGAAGAAUCAGAGCCGCAGAGCUUCGAUUCCAUGAAGCACUUCAAAGAACAAAUGACGAAGGCAUUCUCAUCGACCUCCGACACCGGUUCAAGAAUGAGGUCUCCGAUGAAGACUGCUCUGACCUCGCCGAGUGGAGAAGGAGGCGUAACCUCCGGGAAAGACGACAAUGAGAACGCGGGGAGCCAAGGUGGGAAACCCGAGCAAGUCGACAGUGGGAUGCCAAGGAGGCUGCCCAAUUCCACGAUCGCCACAGAAGUAUUACGAUUUUGCGCCUUAUCUUAUCUUAUCGGUUCUAUCGUAAUCUCGCUAUGCUAA
This is a messenger RNA of Desarmillaria tabescens, 1287 nucleotides long. RefSeq lists its product as uncharacterized. NCBI's taxonomy places the organism in Eukaryota, Fungi, Basidiomycota, Agaricomycetes, Agaricales, Physalacriaceae. The record is from RefSeq and is a predicted model, not a curated record. The transcript has a single exon. The coding region runs from base 1 to 1287 and encodes 428 amino acids.